AUGGCCGACUUCGGGGACGAACCCGACCAACGACACUUCCACCUUCUCAGUUUGAAUCGCUCCAGACCCCCCAAGGCUACACAGCGUGGAGAUAGAUCUAUGCCUGAUAAACCACGAACUUGGGAUUUCCAGGCACCCACGCCGACUUCCCAACCACUUGACUUCGAAGAAAUUCACACAGGUUCGCCCCUAGCUUGCGACGCUCUGGGCGGAAUCGCCCAUUAUAAUAAUUUCCAAAGCGAGUAUGCAACAGCUGAGGUAGACUACCUACAUGAUAGCGCCAACUUCCAGUUCGUCCCGUCGACUAUCAAUAAUGAGGGACUUCCAGCCAUAUCGGACUGGCUAACAGACUCAUGGGUCCCUGACGAUUUACAGAGUCCCCUGGGGCUGUUGGAUUAUGGCUUUCCAGAGCAUUAUGCAGCUCCAGUGGCUUCAAUCGACAGUCAAGAGGGCCAAUUUGACCUGACGAGAUUGCCUCAUCCGGGUACCUCGCCUUCUUCCCUCUGCCCUGCCCAGACGGAAGCAUAUAUGCCAUUCCUGGAUACUGGGGAGCCAUCUUUCCAUGAGCCAAUGGUUCAAUCGAAGACACAAGCCAUUCCAGUACAAAAUCUGAAUCGUCCUUCGAGUCUACCUAGGAGAAGAAGCCAGUACUCGCUGCGCAGACUAGGAGAAACAAUGAGUGGGAGAUAUACACCAAACAGCACAAGCUCCCUUGAUCCGAUGCAAAGAUGGCAAGAAUCGCCCCCGGAGGAUGAGCCGGCAUCUCUGUCAGCAAUCAUGCAAGCUGUCAGUAAGUCAGAACGUGUCGGGGAGAGAUUAUCUGUCGACGAAGAUGUUCCAAACAGACGUAACGCUUCUUUCCGACACCAUCGCCGACCAGCUUCGCUUGCUAGCUCUAAAAGUGGAACUAGCGCAUCAUCAUGGCAAUCCUCAACCUCAACACGAUCUGCAGUGUCAACGCCCAGGUCGCAAUCUGGGAACACGCGAGUUGGCAAGAGCAAAAGAAAACCCAAGAAACCAGCUGGUCUGGAAAACGACCGAAUAUUCUGUUGCACCUUCUGCUGUGAUACGUUCAAGAAUAAGUUUGAUUGGUCGCGCCAUGAAAAGUCACUACAUCUUAACCUGGGAGGCUGGGCGUGCACACCACAUGGAGGCUCAACAGUAUCAACUGUGACGGGCAGGAUGCAUUGUGUCUAUUGUAACUCCCCGGAACCAACCCCCGAGCAUCUUGAUGGGCACAAUCACUUCCAAUGCUCUGACUCGACUCGCAUCUUCCGCCGCAAAGACCACCUAGUUCAACACCUCAGGCUUGUACAUAGCCUGGAAACCUUGCCUGUGAUUGACGACUGGAAAAUCCAGGGUCCGGCCAUCACCUCACGCUGCGGGUUUUGUGACCAGCGACUCGAAAACUGGGAUGAGAGAGCGGACCAUUUGACGAACCAUUUUCGCCAAGGAAUGACCAUGAGUGACUGGAAAGGGGAUCAUGAAUUUCCCCCGGCCAUUGCGUCGCAGGUCAUGAACUCUCUACCGCCAUAUCUUCUCAGCUGGGAGUCGAAGACAAUGGUCCCAUUCUCGGCAUCAAGUAGAAGUGCACAGGAUCACUUGGCGCAAAUAUCCGCCCGGGCGGACCUGGUGGCUGCGAAUGCAAGCGCUCAGGCUCAGAAUGAACAAUCAACCGCACCGCAACAUUCCUUGCAAUUACCACCAGUGGGCGAGACGAUGGUACCAUUGAACACUUUCACGGGUAUCCUGACGCAGCACCUCAGCCGCUAUGCUCGUCAGCAAAUGAGUAUGGGGAUUAUUCCUACCGAUGAGAUGUUCCAACAGGAGUCGAGGAAAUUGCUGUAUGAUUCGGAGGACUCUUGGAACCAAUCUAUCGCAGAUAACCCGGCCUGGAUAUUGUCAUUCAGGCAGCAGCUUCAAGUGCAGCCUGACAAUGGUGCUCCAACAGAGGCUGGCCAAUUGGAAGCUACGAUGGCUGAGUUUAGCUUCAAGCAAUAA
Messenger RNA from Penicillium cataractarum, 2001 nucleotides. RefSeq lists its product as uncharacterized. The transcript has 2 exons. The record is from RefSeq and is a predicted model, not a curated record. Bases 1 to 2001 code for a protein of 666 amino acids. Lineage: Eukaryota; Fungi; Ascomycota; Eurotiomycetes; Eurotiales; Aspergillaceae.